AAAAACUUAUUUUUUUCAAAACUAUGAACAUAUUGCUAUUAAGUUUAUUAUUUCUUCAAUCCAUCAAAUUAUCAAGCGGGUUGAUCCGACUUUCCGAGGUUACUGACAAAGGUACACUGGUUUUAGCCGUUGAGAUUGGAGCCAACCUGUUCUUAUCAUCCUCUGACGAUGCUCCGUUACUUCAGAAUAUUCAAAUUAUCAACAAAGACACGACAAAAUCAGCUUUGGAUCUGAAGAACUUGGGAAUUAACAAGGAUGGUUCUAGAAUCGGAUGGGAAGCUAUCGGACUUAUAAUCUUAAACUCUACGAAUACGAUUUCGGAUGCUCAAAAUAUGACAGGCUUCUUGUACUUUACCACGUUGACGCAGGCUCAAGACCCGAAUUUCUUGGUCUAUUCAGUAGAUCAACGGCGGAACAUAUCCUCUGACCGAGAUGACUUGACUUUGGUGUUUUUGAAUCAAGACCUCAAAAUGCAAAACUCUCAGCUUUACGUGCCCGAAAUGUCUUCUCGAGUUUCAGGACUCGAAACUUCUGCGACAUCCAGCGUCUCGAUCUACUGGAAUACGCCCACUGAGAACUACAAGGACCCCGAUUCAGAUGAUAGCAGCCAACAACGAAUCUUCUCGAAUCCGUUGCAAAUUGGAACAGUUAAUUAUUAUUUUGGCAAUGUUGAGCCCAUGAACAUAUUCAAUCGUGUAUGGUACAUUCGAUCCAGUGGGAAGAUGAAAGUUCAAGUGGAGCCGAAAUUCGAGGAUCCAAACGGCUCAGCAACAACUAACGCGACGACGACAGGAUUGGUGAUGUGCUCCUAUGCUCCUGAAAACUUGAAGAUCAAUAUGAUAUCAUCGUCUUCAUCGACGGCGGCGAGUACGGGGCUCGUUGUUUUGUAUAAUGUCAUCAAUCCCGUUGUGUUCAAAAUGGAUGGCUUUGAUUUUGUAAUCACUAACAAAAGCGAGCUGAGAAAUGAGCGGGAUGGCACAAAUGAGCCUGUUUCGUCCAGCUUUAUCGAGAUAAGUUCAGACGUUUCGAUAGCUGGUCGAUUUGCAGUACAAUAUUUCAAGAUAGAAGGCUUCACUUUUCCAACUCUAUCAACUACACCCGAAACAGUGGCAACCACCAAAAUUGCGACGAAAUCUUUCGAAUUUCUCAGUUUCAGCGUUACAAUUCUUAUUCUGGCAUUGAAUGUAUAA
Caenorhabditis elegans is the source of this 1190-nucleotide messenger RNA. RefSeq names its product CUB_2 domain-containing protein (gene Y41D4B.15). Lineage: Eukaryota; Metazoa; Nematoda; Chromadorea; Rhabditida; Rhabditidae. The transcript has 7 exons. Bases 24 to 1190 code for a protein of 388 amino acids. The record is from RefSeq and is marked reviewed.